AUACCACAGGAGGCUGCUGAGGGUAGGACGGCUCAUAAUGUCAGAAAUGGCGCUAAUGGAAUGGGUGGUGAGCCAUUACCACAAGCCCAUCCUCCUCAUUUAAGGUGCCACCAACCUCCUGUGGUACAUACCUCCUCCUUCAACCAAUGGUAUUAUAAAUACAGGACACACACAAAUCCGUAGCAGCUGAUAGGAUGGAGUCGGGGUGGGUCUUGUGUGCUAUUGUAUUUGCGUUGACCUGCAUGGGAAAAGGUGGCCAUUCACAGGCAAAUGUGUGUGGCAUUGCUUCUCUCAACACAAAGAUUGUCGGGGGUCAGGAUGCAGCUGCAGGUAGCUGGCCAUGGCAGGCCAGUCUGCACCGCUUCAACAGCCAUUUUUGUGGAGGCUCCCUUAUCAACAAAGAGUGGGUGCUGACUGCCGCUCACUGCUUCCCCAGCACCAGCACAUCCGACCUGCUUGUCUACCUGGGCCGGCAGAAUCAGCAAAGCAUAAACUCCAACGAGGUAUCCCAAACGGUCUCUCAGAUCAUCUGCAACCCGAACUACAACAGUGCAACCAGCGACAAUGACAUAUGUUUGCUGAAGCUCUCAUCACCUGUCACCUUCACUGACUACAUCCAGCCGGUCUGCCUUGCAGCAGAUGACAGCACCUACUACGCUGGCACUGAUAGCUGGGUCACCGGAUGGGGCGAUAUCAAUAGUGGUGUGCCCCUUCCCUCACCCGGGACCCUACAGGAGGUGACUGUGCCAGUAGUGGGGAACAGGGAGUGUAGCUGUCUCUAUGCUGGAUUUAGUUCAAUCACAAACAACAUGAUCUGUGCUGGUCUACUGAGUGGAGGAAAAGAUUCCUGUCAGGGAGACUCUGGGGGGCCAAUGGUGAGCAAACAGGGUCUGGUCUGGAUCCAGUCUGGGGUUGUUAGUUUCGGACAAGGCUGUGCUGUAGCAAAUUUCCCAGGAGUGUACACCAGAGUGUCCCAGUACCAGACCUGGAUCAACAGCCAGAUCAGCACUGACAUGCCAGGCUUCGUCACCUUCUCCUCCAGUGGGACUGACUCUGAUCUCAAUGUCACCUGUAAUGCACUGUCCAGUGGGGCCUCACUCUUCUCCCUCUCUCCUAUUCUCAUCACUCUCUCUCUUCUAAUAGAGCACACACUAAAAGUGGAUGCUUAACUUUACUCACUGUAUGUGAUAAAUACUGGAAUAGUAUGUUUAUACACUGAACCAAAAGUGAUGGUUUUAUUUUAAUAUGAAUCUACUAAUACUUGUUGAUUGUGAUUGUUAAUGGAAUUUAUGUGUUUACAUGAAUGAUUAGAAUAUUCCACCCUGAAACCAUAUAAUUGUAUGAAAUUGAUUAGGAUCAUAACAUUAUUAUUAAUGAUGUGUGUAGUUUUAGUCAGUAAAAUUCUAAUAAAUGAUGUGUGUAGUCAGAAUUAGGGUAAAACAAUAUCUUUGUACAACAUUUCUUUAUAGUAUCUUAAACACAGACUGUCUGAGCAAAAUUCGGUGCCGACCUUGGCUAGGGGCCAAAGAGAUUUGAGAGAGGGCAGGGAGUACUUCUUACGGCAUCCCUAAUCUUGGGGGAGGACAGGGUAGGGAGACGGUAUGUGCGUAGGAUACCUUCUGUUUGUGUGCAAAAGUAUGUGCGUAAGGAGCUAGUAUAAAAUGAAUAGUUUUGUACAACUGUUACGCAUGCCUCUAUGAAGAGGGAACGCAACACCCUGCUACAACUCAACUCAAAGAUGAAAGGAGAGCUACUACCAUCGAGAAAUUCUUAAAGACUGUACGAUAGUACCCUACCAUGCCCAGGAAUCUGAACAACUGGCGGCGGGUCGUGGGAGCAGGAAAAGCAACAAUUGCUUCCACUUUGCCAGAUACUGGGCACACUUGACCUCGUCCCACUUGUUUCCCCAAGUAAGUCACAGUAGCCUUCCCAAACUCACACUUGGCCAAAUUGAGGGUUAAAGAAGCAUUCUCCAACCACUGAAACACACUUUUCAAAGUGGAGAGAUGAUCAGACCAAGUAGACGAAUGUAUCACCACAUCGUCUAGGUAAGCAGUACAAUUUGGCACAUCUGCAAACACAAUGUUAACUAGACGCUGAAAAGUAGCAGGUGCAUUACACAUGACAUAGGGCAUCACCGUGUAUUGUACAAAGUUAGCAGGUGUAACAAAAGCCGAGAUGUCAGAAGCUCGAGAGGUCAGAGGUACCUGCCAAUAACCUUUUAGCAAAUCUAACUUACUAACUUAAGCAGCAGAGCCAAUUCUAUCAAUACGGCAGGGUAGCCUAGUGGUUAGAGCGUUGGACUAGUGAACGAAAGGUUGCAAGUUCAUAUCCCCGAGCUGACAAGGUACAAAUCUGUCGUUCUGCCCCUGAACAGGCAGGUAACCCACUGUUCCUAGGCUGUCAUUGAAAAUAAGAAUUUGUUCUUAACUGACUUGCCUGGUUAAAUAAAGGUAAAAUGCAGUCAUCUAAGCGAGGUAGAGGAAAAGAAUCAGACUUUGUAACUGCAUUUACACGGCGAUAGUAAGCGAGAUGUACCGUUAGGCUUAGGAACAAGAAUAGACAGAAAACUCCAGGAGCUGUUACUGGGUUUUGCCAUGUUAUUCUGUAAUAAAUAAGCUACUUCCCUUUU
Messenger RNA from Oncorhynchus kisutch (coho salmon), 2632 nucleotides. RefSeq names its product serine protease 27. The record is from RefSeq and is a predicted model, not a curated record. The transcript is spliced from 6 exons. Bases 195 to 1169 code for a protein of 324 amino acids. Gene Ontology annotation, molecular function: serine-type endopeptidase activity. Gene Ontology annotation, biological process: proteolysis. NCBI's taxonomy places the organism in Eukaryota, Metazoa, Chordata, Actinopteri, Salmoniformes, Salmonidae.